AUGGCCAAGAAAGGAGGAAAGAAGAACAAGAAGGGCAGCAAGCCCGCUGUUGCCGCUGUAGACAACGUCAAGGACGUGGUUGAACCCGAUAACGAAACUGUGGACGAGACCAACCACACUGAAGGCCAGAUUGAGACCGUCGAGCCGACAGAGACGCCCGAGAUUGCAACACAACCUUCCGAGACCGUUGCCGAGCCCACCCCCGCGACCGAGGCCUCCGGAACUGAGAUCCCAGCUGUGGUGGAGACCGAGGAAGUCAAGACCAAGGAGGCUGUCAAGGCUGAGGAAGCACCCGCGACAGAGAACAAGGGUACGGUGGAGGAGGCCGUGGAGAAGGCGCAGGCCUCCAAGGCCGGUCAGUUGGGCGAAUUGGAAGGUGGCGCUGCCGCCGGCACUGCUGUCCUCCCGGAGACGACCACCAAGGAGCCCGCUUCCUUGGCCGCGACCGGCAUUCCCGAGACAUUGGCCGAGCGCCCCACGACUGCGGCAUCAACCGAAGUUCCUGCUGUUGUUGCGCCCGCGCCUAUUGCUGCCCCCGUCGAGACCGAUGCUAUCCACCCCAAGCGCCCGUAUGAGAAGCCCAUCUUCAACAACGAGGAGAACUUGAAACCCCACAAGAUGCCCAAGACCGACGAGGAGGCGCUCGCCCACAGCGUGGCGGAGGACAAGAAGACUAUUGAGGUUUUGGCCGGUGCUGGACCCGCUUCCACUGCUGCGUUCACAACCCCUGAGCCUGUGCCUGUUCAGGCCGAGGCACGCAAGCUUGCCGAGACCCCUCAGAUCGCUGAGGAGAAGGUCGAAACUCCCGUGAUUACUGAGGAGAAGGCCGAGGCACCCAAGGCUGUUGAAGAGAAGGACGUCGAGACUCCUGUGGCCGCCGAGGCACCCAAGGCUGUUGAAGAGAAGGUCGUCGAGACUCCUGUGGCCGCCGAGGCACCCAAGGCUGUUGAAGCGAAGGUCGUCGAGACUGCUGUGGCCGCUGAGACACCCAAGGCUGUUGAGGAGAAGGUCUCCGACGAAAAGGUCGAGGUACCUACCGUUGCUGAGGAGAAGAUCCCCGUCGAAUCCGCCUCCAAGAGCACCCCUGCUCAGACCGGCACCGGCAAGCCUGCCUCCUCUCCUAUAGCGGUUGCCGCCGCGAACGCUGCCAUUCUCUCUUCCAAGAGUGACAAGGCUGCUGCUCCGGCCGCCCCGGCUAUCACCAAGGAGGCUGAGGUUAAAAAGCCCGAAGCUGCCCUGAAGCGUGGCGAGGAGCCUUUGCCCAAGGCUGAGGAACCCAAGCCCGAGACCAAGGCCGAACCUGUCAAGCAGGAGGCUGGCAAGGCCCAGCAAGAGACUCAAAAGAAAUCUGAGCCCUUAGCAGAGCAGGUCGAGAAGAAGAAGGGUGGCUUCAUCUCCUGGUUGAAGCGCAAGUUCAAAUGA
Penicillium digitatum Pd1 is the source of this 1422-nucleotide messenger RNA. The record is from RefSeq and is a predicted model, not a curated record. Lineage: Eukaryota; Fungi; Ascomycota; Eurotiomycetes; Eurotiales; Aspergillaceae.